UCAGUCCGCAUUCUCUCGGUGGUAUCGGCCCCGCAAGACAUCCUCAGCGUCAAGUGCCUCUUCAGCAGCAGCCAGUGACGAUCCUGACCGGUCGACCUGAGCAGCAAGAAGAGCAGCAGCAAUGGCGCAGCCCAUCUUUGCAUUCGACCCCAAGACCGUCAUCCGUACCUUCAAUGGAGACAAGGACGACUGGCGUGAGUGGGAGUUUACCCUCAGAGCCUUCCUCCUGGCCAAGGAGAUGCCCACAGAGCGUCUGAUGCCUGAGAAGGAAGAAGACAUUCCUAGGUUACCUGUACCGAAUGCCGAUGAACACCCCACACGCCCCGACCCCUCCACCAAUGCACACCACGCGGCCACCAACAGGCAGAACGGAGCAGAAGACGGCAAGGCGCUGCGCAUUGCGGCCGACAGGAAGCACAGCAAAUGCGGCACAGAGGCGAGGGCAAACAACUUCACCGUCAU
This is a messenger RNA of Vitrella brassicaformis, 462 nucleotides long. NCBI's taxonomy places the organism in Eukaryota, Vitrellaceae. The record is from the annotation of a GenBank genome assembly.